CGCCCCCUCGUGGGCCCGCCUCCCGCCGCCCGCUGCCCGGUUCAUGAGCUGAAUCUUUCCCCGGGAGAGAACGAGGAAGAUGGCGGCGGACGAUCGCUCCCGGUCCGAAGCUGCUCGGCAGCGACGGCAGGAUCAGCUCCAGCGCUGGCUGGGCUCUGAAACGGACCGGACGGGGCUGGAGGCGCGGGGGGAGCGGUCCGCUGGGGGGGGCGGCGGCGGCGGCGGCGGUGGCGGUCAGCGGGCCCGGGUGCGCUUCGCCCAGGGAGCCGUGUUUAUGGCCGCCUGCUCCGCCGGGGACCGGGACGAGGUGUCAGCGCUGCUCCGCCAGGGAGCCGACAUCAACCACGCCAAUAUCGACGGGCUCACGGCGCUGCACCAGGCCUGCAUUGAUGAGAAUGCAGAGAUGGUCCAGUUCCUGGUAGAGAACGGGAGUGAGGUGAACCGGGCGGACAAUGAGGGCUGGACCCCCCUCCAUGCAGCUGCCUCCUGUGGGUUCCUCCAGAUCGCCAAGUUUUUGAUUGAGCAUGGUGCCUUGGUGGGAGUGGUCAACAGCGAGGGGGAGCUGCCCCUUGAUGUGGCCACAGAUGAAGCAAUGGAGAAGCUCCUCAAAGCUGAAAUAAAGAAGCAGGGAGUUGAUGUGGAGAGCGCGAGGCAAGAGGAGGAGAGGGUGAUGUUGCAGGAUGCUAUGGCAGUGCUGGCAGGACGUAGCACUCUGAGCCCCCACCCCAUCAUGGGGGCGACUGCACUCCAUGUGGCAGCUGCCAAAGGCUACACGGAAGUGAUGAAGGUGCUGCUGCAAUGUCAUCAGGAUGUGGACAGUAGGGACACGGAUGGCUGGACACCUCUACAUGCCGCUGCACACUGGGGCCAAGAGGAGGCCUGCACUCUGCUGGUGGAGAACAUGUGCGACAUGGGAGCCGUCAACAACGUGGGACAGACUCCGCUGGAUGUGGCUGAUGAGAAUUUGGUGGACACCCUGGAGGAGCUUCAGAAGAAGCAGAACUUGCUACGAAGUGAAAAACAGAAGGCCUCCCUAACGCCCAUCAUCGAGACCAACCCGUCCGUUUCCACAGCGCCGGCGCGCACACGCAGGACUUCAAUUUCUCGUAUGAGCAGCAAAGACAAAAUCAGCCUGCACGAGCGGGAGCGCCAUCCGCCUCCACCUCUGCAGACCGCACCCGCCGAAGACGAGGAGGAGGAGAGCCAAGGCAGCCCCCAGGGUCCCGCGGGGGCCUCCAGCAGCUCCAGCUCCGAAGAGGAGAGCGAGUCUGAAAGCGACACGGAAUCAGAGAAAGCGAAAACGCGUGAGAUCAUCAACAACCUCAACAACAAGCGCAACAGCGCGGCCCCCCCUGCAGCGUCCUCAGCAGCUGGCUCGGUGCCAAGCCAGGGUAAAAAGCUGGACCCUGGGAAGCCCCCUGCGGCAGAGGCUCCUGGUUCCUGGAGAACAUCCUUGCGGAAGCCGUCGAGCCUGGUGACACUGGGUGAGGCCAGCGAUGCCAGUCGCCCCGAGAGGACCUUGGGGAUGAGCCGCUCCGCAUCCAGCCCCAGGCUCAGCUCGGAGGCUGACAACAAAGAGCCCAGGCUUGCCCGCGUGCCCCCCACCCCGACACGCCGCCUUUUUACCAUCACGGACCUCUGCACACCAGCAGACCCCCCGACCAGCGGUCUGACCCGCAGUUCCUCCUACACGCGCCGCCUCAGCAGCCAAUCGGGGAGUGACGCGACAGGCCACGCCCCCAGCUUAACCCACAGCGCGUCCUACGGGAAGAAACUAGAUGACCCCACGAUGACGUCCCUAAGCACAGGAAACGCUCCGUCUGGCCUCAGUCGUCUCAACAACCUGGUGGCUCAGAGACUUGCUCAGGAACAAGCAGAUAAGAAAGAUGGACCUUCUACCACGACCUCGAAUGCAAUCGCUGCUACAACGGGCGAGCUGGAGACCAAGCAGCGGCGCAAGUCAUAUCUGACUCCUGUGAGGGACGAGGAGGCUGAAGCGCUGAGAAAAGCCCGUUCCAGACAUGCCCGGCAGUCUCGCAGGUCAACUCAGGGCGUAACACUAACAGACCUGCAGGAGGCCGAGAAGACGAUGAAGACGGAACAGAAGGAACGGGAGAAGAAGAGGGAGGAAGAUGAGAGGGAUGCGAAGCAGAAGAAAGCAGAGGAGGGGGAGGUGAGCUGGAGAUCCCGCAUUGCCAACCUGCAGAAGUCGGACCUGCUGGGACUCACCACCCCCGCUGGUGCCCCACGGCCCAACACCAUUGAUGGGAGAGAUGCCCCGGAGGUGGGUGCCGGGGAGGCCGAGGACAGGGCCAGCAGGGAGCGGAGGAGGGUGCGGGCUCACCGGAGGGCAGCGCUACGGACCGGUGAGAAUGACGACAACGAGCUCAGUGGAGAAGAGGCGGCGGACGGUGGAGGACCGGACCCCCAAAUGCAGACUUCCAGGCACAGCAGCAGGUCUGAUGUGCCUGUGAACGACAGCAUUGUUAGUCGUGGCUCUGAAAUGAAGGACUUCAAGCGGAUGUUUGAAGAGGUGUCUUUAGAGAACAGCCGUCUUCAGUCUCAGCUCCAGGAAACCCAGCGGACCGUGAGCCAGACCCGAGCUGACCUGGACAAGGCCACGCAGAGACAGGAGCGCUUCAGCGACUGCUCUGCCCUCCUGGAGCUGGAGAAAAAGGAACGGAGACUGUUGGAACGGCGCGUGGCCGAGUUGGAGGACGAGCUGAAGGUACUCGGCGACCUGAGAGCGGACAACCAGCGCCUGAAGGACGAGAACGGCGCCCUGAUUCGCGUCAUCAGCAAACUGUCCAAAUAGAGCGGGGAGGGAGGGGGGAAGGGAGGGAGUGAACAUACCUGCUGAGAGCCCCUCCCCCCUUCCCUCCCCCUCCUCCCCCUCCCCCGACCCCAUACCAGUGCCAAAGAGGAGGAUGGAAAGGAGAGAACACAGUUAAAAGAAUGUUACCCUCUAAACGCACCUUUACCUGGUGCCUGCACCUCAGUUUUACCCGCCAAGGAUACGACCGGUCUGCUCGGAGCCGUGGUCAAGCCGGUCGGGUUCAGCAGCAGCAGGUUGUCCACACUGCCGCACUCCUUGAGGACAGGCGGUCCUGACCAAUAAAGGGAAGACAAAGAGCACACCUUUGGAAACAGGUAUCCAACAAUAUCACACAGAUACUGGACAGUCAGCCAACAUACAAUACUUCAGUGCGAAACACACCUCACCGUCCCGUCCCGUCCCGUCCCCUCAUCAGCACCGAGCAGCCUGGACCAAGUUAGUACAGAGGCUGUUCUCAGAGGACUGUAUGACCUCACCUGCCAUACCUGACACCGUUAUGAACUUGUCCCACACCUGGACACUUGCAGCAUCCUUUGUGUUUCUACUGCCAUCUUAUCAGAUCUGUCCUGCCAGUCAGGUCUCACACGUCUCACCUUUGUUUCCAUAGCUGGCAAGACAUUCCACGCGCCUCCAGUCCACACACCUGAUCACAAGACAUUCCUGUCCACACACCCGAUUAGAGACACUCCUGGACAGUUGACACCUAACACCAUGCGAAACCCACCUGUGUACCCGUGAACACAUUCCGCACACUCGUACCUCUGCAAACUCCUGUUUUGUUCCACAGACCUUCACAUGUGCACUGCACGGUCUGGACUAACCACAUCACACUCCGCACACCUGUCUGACGACGGACACACUCCGCACACCCGUCCGACGCACGUGUGCUCUCUGGAGUUCCACAUGUGGUCCAGUUUCACGCUACCCAGGAUGCUUCUGGAAUGAGUGCUGUUCCUUCCUGUUACCACAGCUCCCCAGGAAGCUGCAAAGGAGCCAAAGGAGUCGGUCCACCUCCUUCCCGAGAGCGGGAGGUUAAUGGUUUAUUGCACAAUACACAAAUAGCUGUUUUUUGAAACACUAUUAUGCAGUGUAUUUUGUUACUAUUGUUAUUAUGGUUAUGAAUAUUAUUAUUAUUAUAUUGAUGUUUUGUUUUUAUUGUUCAACACAGAUGUCCGUUCCCUCGACCCUAGCAGGGGAAGUGUGGUAUGUGUAUAAAAAUGAUUAUCAUUUGAAGCGAUAACCUUGUGAAAUGAAUAAUUUUAUUACUCCCCUCUACCCACACACGUAGGUUUUCUAAUAUAUUGAACCUUUGUCAGCA
Molecule: messenger RNA, 4154 nt
Organism: Scleropages formosus (Asian bonytongue)
Lineage: Eukaryota; Metazoa; Chordata; Actinopteri; Osteoglossiformes; Osteoglossidae
Product: protein phosphatase 1 regulatory subunit 12A
Exons: 25
Coding region: 80-2815 (911 amino acids)
Biological process (GO): signal transduction
Cellular component (GO): cytoplasm
Molecular function (GO): phosphatase regulator activity; protein kinase binding; enzyme inhibitor activity
Source: RefSeq, a predicted model, not a curated record